Messenger RNA from Syzygium oleosum, 2932 nucleotides. RefSeq lists its product as uncharacterized. The record is from RefSeq and is a predicted model, not a curated record. Lineage: Eukaryota; Viridiplantae; Streptophyta; Magnoliopsida; Myrtales; Myrtaceae. Bases 699 to 2744 code for a protein of 681 amino acids. The transcript is spliced from 4 exons. Gene Ontology annotation, molecular function: DNA binding; protein dimerization activity.
UGUCCGUGCAGCUUCGACAAGAAGAUCAGGACAUCAUAGGAGGAGGAUUCGCCCCUGCUAUGAACCUCCGGAGAUAUCACCUCCUCUUCCAUCGAAACUCCCACUUGAGCCUCGAAAUUCCUGCGCAGCUUGGCUGAAUAUUGUAUCCGUUCGAGCUGGAGCUUUCGGAUGAUGGCGAUGGAAUGUGGGUCCAUCGCGAUCUCGCUCCGCAGUGACGAUCUUGAAAUGGGUCGGCGUUCAAGAAGCCGGAAACGAUAAACUUUGGCACGAAAAACCCACCAAGUUGGAUGAUAAUCGUGUCGUUCGAGCUGGUGUGCGAGGAAUCCGUUGCAUCGCGGGGAUUCGGAUUUUGGACUGUUUCUUUGGAAUCAGGCAUGCAUGAUUUAGGCAAAGUAGGUGAAAAUGACAGAGGGAAAGGCUGCUCCUCCUGAAAUGAAGUGCCAAAAGUAAAUUUUCUUCAUCAUAAUUUAAGUCUUGGAUGGAGAACUCCUGAAGUAUGAGAUCAUGCAGCUUUUAAGCUUGUGUCCAGCUCUAUGAAUGAGUCUAAGCAUCCUCUUUCCUUCCUAAAUUGGAUGGAGCCGAAAGACCUUCUUGUGUCCUGAUGCUAGUGAAGGAAUGAAGUAGCAUAUUUUACUUUGUGGGGAUUAAUUUAUGGACAAAGGUUUCUGCACUAUCAGUACUUAUUCCAUGUGCCAAAUAUGGUUCGGCGUAGAGAUGCCUGUUGGGAGCAUUGUGUCCUGGUCGAUGCAACGAAACAGAAGGUUAGGUGUAAUUAUUGCGAAAGGGAGUUCAGCGGAGGGGUUUAUAGGAUGAAGUUCCAUUUAGCCCAGAUCAAGAACAAAGACAUUGUGCCUUGUUCAAAAGUUCCAAAUGAUGUGAGGGACCAUAUUCGAAGUAUAUUGAGCACUCCCAAGAAACAGAAAACUCACAAAAAACCUAAGGCUGAUUGGGCUGCUAAUGGUCAACAACAUAGCUCUUCGGGCAGUGAGAACUCCCAUGCAAACCAUUAUUCUAGUGGACAGGGUGGAAGCACUUGUCCCCCUCUGUUUCUUGCACAGACUUCACCUAGUCUACCAGCAGUUGAUGAUGCCCAAAAACAGAAACAGGAUUACGCUGACAAGAAAAUUGCUACAUUCUUUUUCCAUAAUUCUAUCCCUUUUAGUGCUACCAAAUGCAUAUACUAUCAGGAAAUGGUGGAUGCUAUAGCAGAGUGUGGAUUGGGCUAUAAAGCCCCGACCUAUGACAGCCUGAGAUCUGUUCUUUUGGAGAAAGUGAAAGAUGAUAUACAAGAUUGCUAUGGAAAAUUUAAGGAUAACUGGAAGGAUUGUGGAUGUACAGUUUUAUGUGAGAGCCGGUGCAGCACGAAGAGUAAAUCACUUGUAGUAUUUACAGUCACGUGUCCUAAAGGGGCAAUGUUUUUGCGGUCAGUCGAUGUAUUGGGUCAUGAAGAUGAUGCUACAUAUUUGUUUGAGUUGAUAGAAACCAUUGUUUUAGAGGUUGGCUUGGAUAAUGUUGUUCAGGUGAUAACUGACAGCACCACUAGUUAUAUUUAUGCAGGAAGACUCCUCAUGGAUAAGUACCCAUCCCUUUUUUGGUCUCCCUGUGCAUCUUAUUGUGUUAAUAAGAUGUUGGAGGACAUGAGCAAACAAGCCUGGGUGUGCACAGUGCUGGAGGAGGCAAAGAUUAUCGCACAAUACAUAUACAGCAAUACCUUGAGGUUGGGUAUGAUGAGGAAAUUAGAUGACGGGAAGGAGUUGAUCAGGCCAAAUAUAACUCAGUUUGUGACCGGCUUCCUCUCCUUAAGGUCCAUAGUUAUCCAGGAGGACAAUUUGAAACAUAUGUCUUCUCACACGCAGUGGUUCUCAUCUGACUACAGUAGAUGCCCUGAAGCCCAGGCCUUUAAGUCCUUGUUACACUCUGAGAGAUUUUGGAAGUCCGCUCAUGAAGUCAUGAGUGUGUCAGAACCACUAAUUAAAAUCUUGAGGAUGGUUGAUGGGGAUUUGCCUGCGAUGGGUUAUUUGCAUGAGGCAGUGGAGAGGGCAAAGAUCUCAAUCAAAGAUUACUACAAGGGUGUUGAAGAGAGAUAUAUUCCUUUUUGGGAUAUAAUUGACCACAGAUGGAAUAUGCAGCUUCAGUUGUCAAUACACGCUGCAGCUGCAUUUCUGAAUCCAUCAAUCUUUUACAACCAAAACUUCAAAAUCGACCUUAGAAUUAGGAAUGGAUUUCAGGAAGCCAUGAGGAAGGUGGCUUGCAGCGACAUGGAUAAAGUGGAAAUUACAAAAGAACAUCCUGUAUAUAUUAAUGCGCAUGGUGCCCUUGGGACCGAUUUUGCUAUCAUGGGACGAACUUUGAAUGCUCCAGGUGAUUGGUGGGCAGCAUACGGAUAUGAAAUCCCUAUGUUGCAGAAAGUAGCAAUUCGCAUAUUGAGCCAACCUUGUAGUUUGCACUGGUGCAAAUGGAACUGGACCACCUUUGAGAGCCUGCAUACCAAGAAGUGGAACACAGCAGAGUUCGAAAAGUUUGGCAAUUUGGUCUUCCUGCACUGCAACCUUUGGUUGAAAGCCAUACGGGAAAGCUGGGACAGAAGAUGUAAACCUAUAAAUUUCGAUGAGAUAGAUGUUUGCUCUGAUUGGCCUACUGAGUUGGAUCCUUCAGCUCCUUUAUUAAUUGAUACUUGGUUGGACGAUUUGCCGGCGGAAUGUAAAGUUGUCCCAGACUUUGCUGAUAACCAGAGAAUAGGAUAGAAAUAGAGCGACAGAGUUAGCAUGGUUUGUCCCCCUUGUAGAGUAGAAUUUGUCUAAUUUUCACAUGUUUCGUCAAUAGUGCAAAGGGGAUCAGUCAUCAAUCACUGCCACCAUCAGAACCGGGUGAUUUUGCCUAAUCCAAAGGAUUAUAUACUUCAAGAAACAAUGCACAUUAGGACAUUUUUCAA